This is a messenger RNA of Epithele typhae, 1731 nucleotides long. Its product is annotated as cora-domain-containing protein. The coding region runs from base 1 to 1731 and encodes 576 amino acids. Gene Ontology annotation, molecular function: magnesium ion transmembrane transporter activity. Gene Ontology annotation, biological process: intracellular magnesium ion homeostasis; magnesium ion transmembrane transport. Lineage: Eukaryota; Fungi; Basidiomycota; Agaricomycetes; Polyporales; Epitheliaceae. Gene Ontology annotation, cellular component: plasma membrane. The transcript is spliced from 6 exons. The record is from RefSeq and is a predicted model, not a curated record.
AUGUAUCAAGCAACGGUAGAUCGUGCAGAGGUCCAGCAACAGUACGAGUUUAGUCUCAUGGAGGAGUAUGCCCGAGGCGAGAAGGCGCGAUUGGGGAUCCACACACCCGGGACUACCCUCGACUACAGGCAGCCUCAAGCCUCCUCUUCCACCCAGAUCCCGCUCCCAAGCAGCAGCGAGGAUCCGCUUGCGGGACCGGGCGAGCCCGCGUCUCAAGACUCUUCAAUGCCCUUCACUCUUCCAUUGCCCAAGGUGCGGCACCGGAAGCUCAGCGUGAGCUCGCCCGCACCACGAAGGGGCAAGAUGGCACUGUUCGAGCAGGGCGCCCCUCCGCCGUCCAUCGUGUUGCGCGCCCCUCACCUCGCGAUGGGCACCACUCUUAGCGCAGUCCCGUCCUACGACAACCUGGGCGACUCCCACCGAGGGACCCAAGAUGCGGCGGCACACGGCAUGGGGGGAGGGCCUGGGUCAGGGCACGACAGACCGUACCGCUUCUCGUUCUACUCCAACUCGCUCUCGGCCACGAUCCACGCGCGCAGCCUUUCUGAGCUGCCGGCGGACGGCCAGAGCUUUGAGGAUAUGUUCAUGGGCCGUAACCACUCUCAUGACGCCUCCGACCCCACAAGCGCGCGACCGUCGAUUCUCCAGCGAGCGAAUGCGAGCUUACCUGGAUCCAUCCCCACGUCCGGCGCGACAUCGCCUGUUCCGCCGCUAGGCAUGUCGAGUGGCAUUUCCAAGCUUAUGCCGGGAAUGCCAGGGGCUCCAGGAGAACGCCGGCCGGGAGAUGGGACGGGUACAGACUCCACAUGGUGGCUGGACGUGCUCGCUCCCACGGACGAUGAGAUGAAGUUGCUCAGCAAGGUGUUCUCUAUCCACCCGCUCACGACGGAAGAUAUUCAGAUGGAAGAAACUCGCGAGAAGAUCGAGCUCUUCCGGAAUUACUAUCUCGUCUGUUUCCGCAGUUUCGACCAGGACCCAUACAGUCCAACGCACUUGGAGCCGCUCAACAUGUACAUCAUUGUUUUCCGUGACGGCAUCCUUUCCUUCCAUUUCAGACCCACACCUCAUCCGCAAAACGUGCGUCGGCGAAUCAAGCAGCUUAAAGACUACAUCAGCGUCACGUCCGACUGGAUUUCCUAUGCGCUGAUUGAUGACAUCACCGACGCCUUCGGUCCGCUCAUCCAGAGCAUCGAGUACGAGGUUGACAGCAUCGACGAGCUGGUACUCAUUCUGAAAGAGGCGGAGCAGAGCGAUAUGCUCAGGCGAAUCGGGACAUGCCGCAAGAAGGUUAUGGGCCUUCUCCGGCUCAUGGGCAACAAGGCGGAUGUCGUAAAAGGCUUGGCCAAGCGGUGCAACGAGAACUGGCGCGUCGCGCCGACGUCCGACAUUGGCCUAUACCUCUCCGACAUCCAGGACCACCUGAUCACGAUGACCCAGAACCUGAACCACUACGAGAAGAUCCUGUCGCGCUCGCACUCGAACUACCUCGCCCAGAUCUCGAUCGAGAUGACGGACGCGAACAAUCAGAUCAACGACGUGCUCUCGAAGCUGACCGCGCUCGGUACCGUGCUCAUCCCGAUGAACCUGGUCACCGGUCUAUGGGGGAUGAACGUGCAUGUGCCGGGGCAGGACGUUCAGAGCUUGCAAUGGUUCGGUGCCAUUAUCGCCUGCCUCGCCGCAUUUGCCGUGAUCGCGGGCUGGUCAACGUACAAGCUCAUGGUGCACCGGUGA